AUGCCGACAGCAAGUCAAAAUCCCCCUGCCAAUCCAUCGGGGGGGAGCGCCACUAGUACGGGCACCGCCAGCGUAAACGACCGAAGCUCUGCAAAAGGGAAGGGCAACGUCGUUCUCGUGUUCGGCUGCCAGUGGCUUACCUUCACGGCAACCGAUUUUCGACAACUUCGAGCCGCAGUGCUUGAUAACCCAGAGCAUCAUUGGAUGGUCGACGAGCUAUGUGAAUUGGCGAGCUAUUAUCGGGUCGCUGCGGACGAGAAAUAUCUGCCAUCGUUGCGGAAGAUUCGCGGUGAGGAGGAGCUUCAAGAAUUAGAGAGAUGGUUUCGAUGCGAUGACUUGUCCACGGCGAAGUUUCCAUUGAGCUACACGCAACUGGCGCCGUUGCUAAUGAUGACGCACUUUGUGCAGUAUGCGGAGUAUUCGAGGCUGACGAGGCCAUCUCGGCGGCAAAAAGAGUCUAGUGAAAGGCUGAACCCUGUAGUUGAGAUCGUUGGUUUUUGUAUCGGAUUUCUCAGCGGGGUUGUCGCGUCUGCAGCAAAGACAGAGGACCUGAAGGAAUUCGGCUCCGUUGCGAUGCGCUUAGCUAUGUUGUUGGGAGCAUUGGGGGACGCACAAGAAGCGGAAGAGGAGUAUACGUCUCUAGCAACGGGGUGGAAAACGCCAGAGUUGGAGGGAGACUUGGACGGGCUGCUUGAGAAAUAUCCUGGCUCAUAUAUAACAGUCCGCUACGACGAGAAUCGGGCCACCAUCAUGACACCACGGCGGAAUCUUGCAGGGCUGCAACAGGCUAUGCAGUCUGCUGGGUUCUCUGCGAACCCGGUUGACUUCAACGGCCGAUAUCACUGGCUGGGCCAUGAGAAGAAUUUGGCACCAUUGUUUGCACUCUGUGAUUCUCAUCCAGGAUUGCAGCUUCCCGAUGCGUCGGAUUUGGUCCUUCCUCCUCGGGCAAACACAACUGCAGAGCCCGUCCGCUCAGGGCGUCUUCACCAGCUUGUCCUGCGCACGGUUCUGGCCCAGCCCUGCCUUUGGUACAAGACAUUUUCUGCUGUAUAUCAGCAUCAUCUUUCCAAUCCCAACUCUAUAGUCGUCGAGUUCGGCCCAGAGCGAUGUAUCCCACCUACCUUCCUCCGCCGCCUCCCACAACGAGUGAUCCACUUCGCCGAUGUAGAAAUCCCUGCUACUAUCAGCCGUGACCACGAAUUGGCCACUCGUCCCCCAGCCAACACCGACAUCGCUAUUGUGGGCAUGGCUUGCCGUGUCGCUGGCGCGGACGACCUGUCCGAAUUCUGGGAUUUGUUGUGCUCGGGCCAAUCACAGCACCGUGAAAUGCCUCGAGAGCGCUAUGCAAAUUAUGAGACUCCCUGGCGUCCUGAUGCGAGCCAGCGGACAUGGUUUGGAAACUUUGUGCGUGAUAUCGACGCAUUUGACCACAAGUUCUUCAAGAAAUCGCCGCGCGAGGCGAUGUCGCAAGACCCUCAGCAGCGGCUCAUUCUUCAAGUUGCAUACCAGGCCCUUGAGUCAGCAGGCUACUUUUCUCGCCCUGAUGGCACAAAGGAUAUUGGCUGUUAUAUUGCAUCGUGCACAGUUGACUAUGAGCACAAUGUGAACUGUCACCCUGCUUCUGCCUAUGCAGCGACGGGAUUAUUGCGCAGCUUUCUCGCCGGGAAAUUGUCCCAUUAUUUUGGAUGGCGCGGUCCGUCGCUCUGUGUUGACACGGCCUGUUCUGGAUCUGCUGUAGCAUUACAUCAUGCCUGCAGGGCGAUUCUGAGCGGUGACUGCAGGGCGGCGCUGGUUGGUGGUGCCAAUGCUAUUACCAGCCCGUUAUCUUAUGAUAAUCUCGCAGGCGCCUCGUUCCUCUCACCCACGGGACCAUGCAAGCCAUUUGACAUCAAGGCUGACGGUUACUGCCGCGGUGAAGGGUUUGCAGCCAUUUACAUCAAGAAGCUAACUGAUGCACUUGAGCAGGGAGACCAGAUCUUAGCUACAAUUGCUGGUACGGCCGUUGAACAGAAUAGCAACUGUACACCUAUCGUGGUACCGGACACGUCCUCGUUGGCGCACCUGUUUGACAAGGUAACUCGCCGUGCAAACCUCCACCCGAGGGACAUCACUGUCGUCGAGGCCCAUGGCACAGGCACCCAGGCUGGAGACCCAGCGGAAUAUCAAAGUGUGCGAGAUGCUCUUGGUGGGCCGAGGAGAGCAGGGAAGCUUGCCCUAGGAUCUGUGAAAGGUCUAGUCGGACAUACGGAGGGUGUAUCAGGGAUGGUUUCCCUAUGCAAGAUUGUCCUAAUGAUACAGAACGGAUACAUACCCCCACAGCCUGGUUUCCACUCCCUGAAUCAGCGUAUCAAGAAUAUGCCCGAUGACCAUGUGGAAAUAAACUCCAGUGGCAAACCUUGGGAGUCGGGAUUUCGCGCAGCACUGAUCAACAACUAUGGCGCUUGUGGUUCUAAUGCAUCAAUGAUUAUCACACAAGGACCGCAAAGUGGGCUAGAAACAGGAGGGAUCCAUUCGAAGGGGACAUCAUUGCCGUUACGCCUGUGUGCAGUUGAUAAGCCCCGAUUGCAGGCCUAUGCGUGCCGUCUGCGUAAACACCUUUCGUCUAUCCCUGAGAAGCAGAAGACCCUGGCAAGUCUCGCUUUCAAUAUUACCAAGCAGUCAAAUCCAGGUCUGGAGUACCAGUUCAUAUUUAAAGCGCAAUCGCUUCUAGAACUUGACACUAUACUCACUGGGCUAGAAAAGGGAGAAGACCAAUAUCUAGUGCGAGCAAGGAAGCCAUCGCGCCCUGUGAUACUUUGCUUUGGUGGACAGGUAGGAAGGAAUGUUGGACUUAAUCGCAGCUUAUUUGACUCCUUGUCGCUGCUCAGACACCAUCUCAAUUCGUGCGACAAUGCUCUAAAAGCCACGGGUCAAGAAAGCAUCUACCCGGGUAUAUUUUCAACUUCACCUAUCUCAAAUACUGUGAGCCUCCAGACACAACUGUUCGCCCUGCAAUAUGCUUCUGCGCAGAGUUGGAUAGAUUCCGGCGUGGAUGUCACCGCGGUUAUCGGUCACAGCUUUGGAGAGCUAACAGCAUUGUGUAUAUCUGGUGUGCUUUCUCUACCAGACGCGUUAACUGUGGUCGUGCGACGCGCUGCGCUAAUUCGUGAUAGCUGGGGCCCAGACGCGGGUGCCAUGCUAGCGGUUGAGGGAGAUAAGCAUCAUUUGGAUGGCUACCUAAAAGGGUCGUCGGCGACUGUAGCCUGCUUUAAUGGUCCACAAAGCUUUACCAUCGCAGGGCCUACCUCGGAAAUUGAUCUCCUUCAGAGUCAUCUAGAAAGAGACUUGGCUUUCCGAAUAAAACGGCUUGAUGUCACGAAUGCUUUUCAUUCCAGUCUCGUGGGCCCAUUGCUUCCGGAUCUGAGAAGAGUAACUGAUGGUCUGUCGCUCAGCCACCCGACCAUUCCAAUAGAGCGGGCUACUCUCCUCCAAGACGCGCCGAUUUCAUCUUCGACGAUCGUAGCAGACCACCUCCACCAGCCUGUUUAUUUCCAACAUGCUGUACAACGCCUCGCUGCUCGCCAUGGUCCGUCUGCCUGGCUUGAGAUGGGUUUCAACUCCACAAUAACAUCGAUAGUACGCAAAGCAUUGGACUCCAACACAACGGGUCACACGUUCCAUGGAACGAAUAUCACAUCCACAUUGCCAAUGAAGGGCCUUACGGAUGCCACGAUAGGACUUUGGAAUGAUCAGAUCCCCUGCGCAUUCUGGGGCUAUCAUAGCCGUCAAGCCAGGGAGUAUAUUCCCGUCUUGCUACCGCCAUAUCAAUUCGAAAAAUCGCGGCACUGGAUGGAAAAUAAGCCACUUACGGUGCGGGAUAACCACAGACUGGAUGGGAAAGCAGUGGAGAAGGAAGAGCCUUUGUUCACCUUCUGUGGAUACGAAGACUCUGCCCGUCGAAUUGCCAAAUACCUUAUUCACACUGAUAAUCCCCGAUAUGUGGCGGCUGUUUCAGGGCAUGUGGCCGUCAGAACGGCGCCGAUUGCACCCGCAUCUGUACUGCUCGAUUACGCUGUUGAAGUGUUAAGAGCUCAUUCGGACGGCCAUGGCAGAAUUCCUCGCGUUUUUGACGUAAAUAGCGAUUCGCCACUGCUGUUGGACUCGGGGCGCGAAGCUUGGAUCGAGUUGGCUACUGAGGCCAAUAGUAAGGACACCUGGGGAUUGAAGUUCCAUAGUCAAGACAGGCGGAUCGGAUAUUCGUCUCGGGUUGUCCAUUGCACCGCGCGGAUUUCUAUGCAUGCUGCCAACGAUGCGAUGUUAAAAGCCGAAUUCGCAAGGUAUGCAAGACUGCUUAGCCAUGCCCGGUGCGUUGACCUCCUUUCGGAUCCAGAAGUUGAUGAUAUACUCCAAGGACGCAAUGUAUAUCGUUCAUUCGCGGAAAUAGUGGAGUAUUCUCAACCGUACCGAGGCGUUCAAAAGUUAGUUGGCAAGGGAAACGAGAGCGCCGGCCGGGUUGUCAAGUCGUUCUCAGGUGAAACCUGGGCGGACGCGUUUUUGUGUGACUCUUUUAGCCAGUGUGGUGGUUUCUGGGUAAACUGCAUGACGGACAAGCUUGAUGAGGACAUUUACAUUGCCAGUGGGAUCGAGCAGUGGAUGCGCUCCCCAGUGUAUGCAGAUGUUAAGACUCCUAGACCCGAUACCUGGCAUGUGUGGGCCCGCCACCAACGAUCAGAAGGUUGUUAUACAAGCGAUGUUUUUGUAUUCACGCCCGAUGGGGACCUCGUCGAAAUGUUCUUGGGCCUGCAAUAUUCGCGAAUAACAAAAUCUCUCUUUAUCCGGCUACUUGGGGGUUCGGUACAGAAAACUGAUAAUAAAUCACAGGUUAUUGUCAAGAAGGACAAGUCGUCUACUAAGGGUUUGGUUGAUCGAGUCAGGAAUGUUGUUGCCGAAUUCUGCGCGAUGAAGCCCAGCGAAGUCCAGGACAAUAGUCAUUUAGCAGACGCCGGUGUUGACUCGCUAAUGGCGAUGGAACUCGCCCGUGAGUUGGAAGCUGUGUUCAAUUGCUGCUUGGCCGUGGAAGCACUCAUUGAAGCAGAGACGUUCAAGGAUCUUGUGCGGGCGGUGCAAUGUGCACUAGGAGAGACGCAAGAUGACGCGAGUAUAUCCAGUAACACCAUUACAAACAGCUCUGAGGUUGUAACCAGCGAAAGGUUCAUGACCCCUAGCGAGUCAGCUACCAGCAUUUCCGACACAGUAGACUUGGGUUUGCCUUACAGUGAUGUACUUUGUGCUUUUCGCGAGACCAAAGCGCUGACAGACGAAUUCCUCGCCAAAAAUAAGUGCAGUGGCCGUCUUCUUGAUUUCACUCCGCUAUUAGUCAAACUGUGCUUGGUGUUGACACUAGAGGCGUUCGACCAACUUGGGACUGAUAUCCGUUCUGCCCGUGCAGGGGACACUUUCUCGCGUAUUGCCUUUGACCCACAGCACGAUUCACUCGUCGACUACCUUUACUGUCGCUUGACAGAAGCGAAUUUGGUUGGUCUCGACGGUAUGACGGUCAUCCGCACCAACACGCCGGCGCCACUCGAGUCCAGCAGUGCGCUUCUCAGCCAGAUUGAGUCCGAAUAUCCCGAGUACGCUGGUGCCAGUAAGCUUACCUUCUACACGGGGAGCAGGCUGGCCUCCGUACUCCGUGGAGACCAGGACGGCCUACAGCUUAUCUUCGGUACACCUGAAGGCCAACAGCUUGUAUCAUGGAUGUACGGUGAUGAACCGCAUAAUGUCACAGGAUAUAAAUUAAUGGGCGAGGUUAUCAGACGACUUGUUGAGAGAUUGUCUCCUUCCGCAACAAACGACGGAGCGGCCCUGAAAAUUCUCGAAAUGGGAGCAGGCACAGGUGGUGGGACAAAAUGGUUCCUUCCCUUGCUGUCGUCACUCGCAGUGCCGGUUGAAUACACGUUCAGUGAUAUAUCGCCAGCAUUCCUGGCUCAGGCGCGACGAAAGUUUAGAGAUUAUUCAUUUGUCAAGUAUUGUGUUCAUGACAUCGAAAAAAUGCCUGGAGAGGAAUUGCAAGGAGCGUAUCAUAUUAUUAUUGCAAGCAACGCAGUGCAUGCUACAUCGAAUUUGCGGGUGUCGACUCAAAAUAUGCGUCAGGCAUUGCGGCAAGAUGGCUUGUUGAUGAUGCUGGAAAUGACCAAGCCCGUUUUCGCAAUAGAUUUAGUGUUUGGGUUAUUCCGUGGUUGGUGGGUAUUCAAUGACGGGCGAACCCACGCGAUUACGAACGAGAAACGGUGGCAGAGUGACCUCCAUGCAGCGGGAUAUGGAUACGUCGAUUGGACAGACGGUGAGUCGGAUGAGGCCGGUGUCCAGCGUGUGAUAUUUGCCACUGCAAGACGGCAGCCACAUCAUCUUUCGGCGGCCUCUCCGGGGAAUGCGGAAAGGUUGCAGGCUAUCGAGGGGUAUAUUCAUGAAAGCACCGCAGGAUUCACGGCACCGAUGUUACCACCUUCGUUUGCAACUCCAGUCAAGCGGACUUGCGUUCUGGUUACUGGAGCUACGGGCAGUCUUGGAAGCCAUCUUGUCGCGCAUCUCACAAAGCUUCCCAACGUACAUUCCGUUAUUUGCUUAAACCGGGAAGACCAAAUGGAUCCGCAGGAGAGGCAAGCAAAAGCAUUCGCAUUGAGAAGGAUAUCUCUUACCCCAAAGGAGAAGGCGAAGUUGGCUAUCCUGCAGAGCAACACGGAAAAGGUGCGGUUGGGGCUUUCAAUUGAGCAGUGGGCGUAUCUGCAGGAAAAAGUAACCCAUGUGAUCCAUAACGCCUGGCCGAUGAAUGGUAUGAAAACACUUUCUAGCUUCGAAGGACAGUUCUGUGUGCUGCGAAAUUUGAUCAAUUUGGCCAGAGACAUCGGGGCUGUUCAGUCUAGCCCUGUUCGUUUCCACUUCAUUUCCUCAAUUGGAACCGUGAACGGGGGUGGCGCGCUCGAAAGACCCACGGAGGUAGAGAAGGUCAUGACCAACGGAUACAACGAGGCCAAGUUCGUAUGCGAGCGGGUGGUCCAGGAGACGCUGCAGAAAUGCCCGGCGAUAGUCCAGACAACCAUUGUGCGACCAGGGCAAAUUGCCGGAUCAACAGAAACAGGAUACUGGAACACGUCCGAGCACUUUCCAGCCAUAGUGAAGUCUUCGCAAAGCGUUGGUGUGUUCCCUGCUCUGAAGGGCCGGAUGGGCUGGACACCGGUGAAUAUUGCCGCACGUAUCAUAGUGGAUCUAUUGUUGGAUGAAGACAUGCCUGCCGAAAUCUAUCACGUUGAUAACCCUCUUGGCCAGGAAUGGGCGAGUGUGGUGGAUGUGUUGGCUAACGAACUGGGCGUCAUCAAGGUCCCGUUCAAAGACUGGAUCGAGCGAGUCAGACAACACGGGAGCAGUAAAGGGAAUCCGGCAGGCGUCAUGGUAGACUGGCUAGAGAAGAACUUUGAGCGAAUGUCAUGUCAAGGGCCAUUGGACACGCGCGUGGCGAGAAAACAUUCCCAGAGGUUGCGAGAAAUGGAGAAGGGGGGAGUAGUGGGCGCAGAGCAAGUGCGGAAGUUUGUGUGCAGUUGGAAGGAACGCGGGUUCCUCUCCUAA
Molecule: messenger RNA, 7602 nt
Organism: Aspergillus puulaauensis
Lineage: Eukaryota; Fungi; Ascomycota; Eurotiomycetes; Eurotiales; Aspergillaceae
Product: type I iterative PKS
Exons: 2
Coding region: 1-7602 (2533 amino acids)
Biological process (GO): fatty acid biosynthetic process; secondary metabolite biosynthetic process
Molecular function (GO): phosphopantetheine binding; fatty acid synthase activity
Source: RefSeq, a predicted model, not a curated record